UUUCGUCUGAGAAAAUUCGGAGCUUUGGUUCGUCGGCGAUCAUGGAUAUCGAUCCAUUUUGGGAUAAGUGGAAUGCGGCGUCCAUUGUUGCCCUACUUAUCGGCCCUGUUACGCUGGUGAUGAUGAUUAUAUUGGAAAGGGUUGCGUUGAGAUGGUCGGCGUUGUGGCUCCCGUGCUGGAGAUCGAUGCAUCCGUUGUGGAUUUUGGUGUUCAGAAGCUGUGCGGCGUUGUGUAUGUCAUGGUUUCUUUACUACAGGAUUGUUCUUCUCGAUGGGAUCUUCGCUUUCUACUACUAUACUCAGUGGACGUUUGUAUUAGUCAUCAUCUAUUUUGUGAUUGGUGCAUGCAUUUCUGCUCAUGGAUGUUGGAUCUAUUCAAAAUAUCAUCCUCCUGACAAUGAGGAGGCCAAAGGACUUCUGGAGGGGGAUCUUGAAGAAAAUUGUUCUAUAAAAUUGACUUACAGAUCAAAACAAAACAGGAGCAUGCCCAAACUGCAAAGAUAUCUUGAAGAAGAGAAACACCAAAAUGCUGGCUUUUGGGGGUAUGUCAUGCAAGCUAUUUAUCAGGCCAGUGCAGGUGCUGUGGUGCUGACAGAUAUUGUCUUCUGGGGCCUUCUGGUACCUCUUUUCAUCAGAUAAACAGUUCAAGGUCAACCUGAUAACAGCUAGCAUGCAUAGUGUUAAUGCUAUAUUUCUUCUCCUCGACACUUUUCUCAAUAGCAUGAGUUUUCCUUGGUUCCGGAUAGGGUAUUUUGUUCUUUGGAGUUGUAGCUAUGUGGCUUUCCAAAUGCAUUUACAUAACUGGGACCUUUCAUGGGGGCCUGACCUUUUUCCUGAGCUUAAUACUCCAUGGAUUAUUCUCUGGUAUUUUGUUGUGGCACUGCUUCACAUCCCUUGUUAUGGUUUCUUUGUCCAGAUCAGAAAGGCGAAAAGCUCAUUUUUUUCAAAAUGUUUCCCCAAUGCUUAUAUAAGUUUAGAUUGAUACACUAACAUUUGUUUUUGAUUUAUUUUAUUUUAAAAAAAUAUAUAUUCUUUUUCUGUUUCAGUGAUUGUUAUGAACUCAUGAUCAUCCAGGAAUAAUUGUGUACAUGAAUGAAGGGGUGCAUUUUUCUCCUCCUUUUUGUCCAUUUGUAAAACUUGUAUAUU
Molecule: messenger RNA, 1145 nt
Organism: Dioscorea cayenensis subsp. rotundata (Guinea yam)
Lineage: Eukaryota; Viridiplantae; Streptophyta; Magnoliopsida; Dioscoreales; Dioscoreaceae
Exons: 8
Coding region: 42-638 (198 amino acids)
Cellular component (GO): membrane
Source: RefSeq, a predicted model, not a curated record